Synchiropus splendidus (mandarinfish) is the source of this 2470-nucleotide messenger RNA. RefSeq names its product small muscle protein X-linked (gene smpx). Gene Ontology annotation, cellular component: costamere; muscle tendon junction; M band. The transcript is spliced from 4 exons. Bases 184 to 456 code for a protein of 90 amino acids. The record is from RefSeq and is a predicted model, not a curated record. NCBI's taxonomy places the organism in Eukaryota, Metazoa, Chordata, Actinopteri, Syngnathiformes, Callionymidae.
CCUUGACCCCUCCUGAAUAAUUCAGAGAACAGUUCCUCUACCUGCCUCGUAUCCGCGAGUGUCGCCAGGCAACUGAAACGCUAUCCAGGGCUGAAAAACACCCACUGUAACACAGUGACACACACACACAGGCAGCUCAAUGUCUGUGAUCUUCCUGCAGGACCGAGGACUCCCUGGGGCGACAUGUCCAAACCCUCGUCCAACGUCAAGGCUCUCCAGGCUAAUUUGAACAUCCCGAUGGGAGCUCUGCGUCCGGGGGCGGGACAUCCUGUCAGGAGGAGAGAAGAGACAACGGACACAGAAGAGGGUUCUCCUCCGGAGCAGCCCAAAGAUGAAGCUCAGACGCCGGAGGAGAAGAAAACAUUACCAGGUGCCGUGAAACUACCCGGACCCGCUGUCAAUCUGUCCGAGCUGCAGAACGUGAAGAGCGAGCUGCGAUGGGUGGACAAGGAGUAAGGUGCGGCCGGCGACACACCCGAACGUUGCUGCGACAUCUGACCACCCCGAUUCAGCUGGAGGAGGUUUCACUCUACAUGAUCUCCAUACUGGUCCACAGACACGGAGUCGAUGAUGUGAAAAGGCUUUUAUCUUUUUUAAGAGUGCAGCGUGGAGACGCAACAACACGGUACAACCUUGCUUUUGGACUGUGAUUUUUGUGUUGACGUGCAGCGGAAUGAGUGCAGUUUUCAGAGGUAUAUUCUGUAUUUCCUUCUUUUCUGUGAGACUGAGACGCAGUGCUGACACACACAGCUUCAAUAACUACUACAGAUGCAAACACUAGACGGCAGAAACAGUACAAAGAGUAGCCAGUGUUACUCACCUACAAUACGGUUCAAUCUUCAUCGAUAAAACCCUCUGUAAACAGGUGAUUUCAUCUGGCUCCCACAUGGAGGUUUAUCAAGUUGGGUCACUGUACUGUGCAGUCAUGGCAUUUGACAGUGAAAAUGUUGGAUCUGAAUGUUCCAUUAGUGUCCACAGACUUCAGGUUACUUUACUAGUUUUGACAGCUCUUCAUACAAAUGAUGUUUGUUGGAAAAACGCACAUUUUAUAUUGUCUAUUUAUGACAUGAAAUAUUAUCAUAUUGUGUUGCACACACUUGCUUUUAAAGAGGACUGUAUCCAAAACUCAUAAAUACUUGCAAUACUACACUACAUUGAAGUAAAGUACACGGUGUAUUGUAGAAUAUCACGGUGUAUUUGCCAACACCAUAACCGGACUGGACCAAUGAAACCUUACUGUAUACAAUGAUAUACUGUAUGACACUAUACUAAGCCACUACAUAUAGUACUACUGUAUUCACCUUGGCCGGAUCGGACAACAAAGUAGUACACAGCAAUAUACAAAGACAGCAAAGCAUCAGUGAUAUUUUAUUGCUGAGUCAUCAUUAGAUUCUGUGGCCAAUGGGGUGGGACGCAAUGAAAGAGAGAGCUAGAGGAAGAGACCGCCUAAGUUUUCAUAGGUUUAAAUAUAUAAAAUGAGAUACAAACCGAGGAAUUACUGUAUAACAUUGACGUGUUGAGUGCCACCUGGAGGUGGCGCUUUUAGGUAGGUCAUAAAAGUUAUGACAAGGGUCAUUGAAUGAGUUUAAAUACAAAAUAAGUGCGUACAUGGUUCCAUCUCCAGGCUCAAAAAUGAGGCUUCAUGAAGCUUCAUCAGCUCAUCACUACUAUUUAUUAUUCCACUUUAGAGUACAAUAUAUGGUGCUACACCACAGUAAACUACUACACACCUGGGGAGGGCUAUUAGAUUUCUAUUAGAGUCGUGAAUUUAAAUUUGUCCCCCAAAUACUAUAAAGCAGUGUGGAACUAGGAAAGUUGAAUUAUGCCAUGACAUUAUAUGCUUCGAAUUCAUUAUCCAACGUUAGAUAUUGAACAUUUUCUACAUAUAUUGUAACAAUGGAAAAUAUCUUUAAGAGGUGAAUAUGUUGGAAACAUAACCAUGGACACAACAUGUAAAUAUAAGACAUUAAAGUGACUUUACACUGUAGUUUUUCAAUAUCUUUAAUAGUGUUCCAGGCAAGAAUAUACCAUUAAGCAACAUAUUGAACUGGCGGUGAGUUAAAUGAUAGUAAGCCAACAUAAAAAGUAUAAAAGUCGAUAUUGCAAAAUGUGGACAGAAUACGGACAAAAAUGUUUAUGAUGGAUGAAGUUUAUUAUACUAAAAAUAAGCUGUGUUGGUUCUGUGGAACCCAAUGGUGUAAUACAAGAGUCUAACCUCAAUUCUGGGUCUAUGACAAAUGUAACAUUCUCACCCCUGUAGCUGUGUGUCAGCGCUGAUCAUAACGGUGAUAUUUUCUUGUCAUUUCAUUUCUACUGUUUCAAACAAUCGACUACUGAUCAGCUGUUUGGAUAAUAAAGUUCUGGCGGGCAGUGAAUGUGCGUGGCUUUGUUACGAUAAAAUGCCGCAUCAUAGUUUUGAGCUGAAAUAUUGUGACAUCUUUUGCUUGGAAGGGAAAUAAAUGUGUUUUUG